AGUGGCAGCCCUUUAAACCCCUCACCCAGCCCCUGCCCCAUCCUGUCUGCCAAGCCCGGACUCGAGGCCAUACUCCCUGCUGCCAACUCUGAGGAAGCCCUGUGACUCUCUUGCAACAUGGCCAACAAGGGUCCUUCCUAUGGCAUGAGCCGUGAAGUACAAUCCAAAAUUGAAAAGAAGUAUGACGAGGAACUGGAGGAACGACUGGUGGAGUGGAUCAUAGUGCAGUGUGGCCCUGAUGUGGGUCGUCCAGAUCGUGGCCGCCUGGGUUUCCAGGUCUGGCUGAAGAAUGGCGUGAUUCUGAGCAAGUUGGUGAACAGCCUGUAUCCUGAUGGCUCCAAGCCAGUUAAGGUUCCAGAGAACCCACCCUCCAUGGUCUUCAAGCAGAUGGAGCAGGUGGCUCAGUUCCUGAAGGCAGCUGAAGACUAUGGGGUCACCAAGACUGACAUGUUCCAGACUGUUGAUCUCUUUGAAGGCAAAGACCUGGCAGCAGUGCAGAGAACUCUGAUGGCUCUGGGCAGCCUGGCAGUGACGAAGAAUGAUGGGCACUACCGUGGAGAUCCCAACUGGUUUAUGAAGAAAGCCCAGGAGCAUAAGAGGGAAUUCACAGAGAGCCAGCUGCAGGAGGGAAAGCAUGUCAUUGGCCUUCAGAUGGGCAGCAACAGAGGGGCCUCCCAGGCUGGCAUGACGGGCUACGGAAGACCUCGGCAGAUCAUCAGUUAGAAGGGGAGGGCCAGCCCGGAGCCCUGCUUGCCGGCCCGCUGGCUGCUGCCUUCCUGCUUAGCCUGCCUCACUCUCAGCUGUGUGCGUUCUUAGCGCUGUCCAGGUGUAAGGCUGUCACUGGGCAGAGGAGACUGCACAGUGGCAGCUCUUCACACCCCCCAGCCUCARCCCUAUUUCUUACCUCAAAGCACCACUGCCCUGGCCCCUUCUCCCAGCUGUACCCCCACCUCUACUGUCUCCCUGUCCUAGGCUGAGCAGGGGGACACGGGCUGGGAUAGUGUGGGUAUGGGGCAAGCUCAUUCUCCUCCUUGGCAGCAAGAGCCCAUUGAUGGAGACCCAGCCGGCUUUCCCCCAUCUUUUUCUGGAAUUUUCCUUUUGGGGUUAAAAUUCAAAAAGGAAAAAWAUAUAUAUACGUCCAUCUUUUCUCAGGCCUGUCUGGCAGA
This is a messenger RNA of Urocitellus parryii (Arctic ground squirrel), 1166 nucleotides long. RefSeq names its product transgelin (gene Tagln). The record is from RefSeq and is a predicted model, not a curated record. Gene Ontology annotation, molecular function: protein binding. NCBI's taxonomy places the organism in Eukaryota, Metazoa, Chordata, Mammalia, Rodentia, Sciuridae.